AUCAAUCACUCUGCGCCACUCUCCCUAUCAAGCUUCUUCAAUUUUCCUCUGAGACCAGUCGUGAUUUUGCAGAGAUCCCUCAGGUUUUGGGAAGAUUCAAAAUCAGAAUGUAUAAUCGCAAGCCAAUGGAGAAGAAAAAGGAAGGCAUGGGUUCUGUUGAUCAAGACCUGAGCUUUAGGAAGAUAAUGAAGGAUGUUGAACUCUUUGGCUCUUCGCAUAUGACAUGGAAGGAUAAGAAAGCAUUGGAGAACAAGAAGGUGACUGCACUCGGUGGAAAGCCUCAAAAGAUGCAUAGGCUACCUCUGAGUGUAGCUAGAGUGCAGAUGAAGAAACAGAAAGAUAGAGAAGAGAAGAUGUUAGAACAGAAUAUGAUUCUUGGCAGAUUUGGUGGGGGUGGAAGUAGUAGUAGGAAACCCGCAGAGAGAAAGCGUACCCCAGAAGAGAGAGUCUUGAAGUCAACUGUAGGGAUUUUCAAAGGCGGUGUUCUUGAUGUCAGGCAUUUGCUACAUUCUGGUUCUUCGAGUACUAAUGACAGAGAUUUCAAGAUGAAGAAACCCGGUAGGAUCGAGAAGAACUUGGGAGGAGGAGGUGAUGGAGGAGGAAUCAAGUCUAAGGGAAAGAAGAAAGGAGGCAAAAAGAAGAAUAAAGGAAAGAAGAAGAAAGGAGGCGGUAAAAAGAAAGGCAAGUAAUCGCGUUAGCUAGCUCUGUAACAAGUUUUGAAGCAAAGGUUUCAAGCAUCGCUGUAUACUUCACAAGGAUUAAUCUUGGAAUUGAACAUUACUGUGAAAGAGCUGAGUUUUGUUACAAACAUGAAAUGUUCUUUAGGCAGUAUCCUCUCUUAGGACGAGUCUGUUACAGCUAUUGAUCUGGUUAUGAUUGUUUUAUCUUCUUUAUGAGUUUUGUAGACAUUGUAAUUCUUUAUUAAUGUAGUCAAGAUCCGGAUCAAUGCAAGUUCGUUUACUAGGA
Arabidopsis lyrata subsp. lyrata is the source of this 966-nucleotide messenger RNA. RefSeq lists its product as uncharacterized. The record is from RefSeq and is a predicted model, not a curated record. The transcript is spliced from 5 exons. Gene Ontology annotation, cellular component: nucleolus. Gene Ontology annotation, biological process: maturation of SSU-rRNA from tricistronic rRNA transcript (SSU-rRNA, 5.8S rRNA, LSU-rRNA). Lineage: Eukaryota; Viridiplantae; Streptophyta; Magnoliopsida; Brassicales; Brassicaceae. Bases 108 to 689 code for a protein of 193 amino acids.